This is a messenger RNA of Amphibalanus amphitrite, 18267 nucleotides long. Its product is annotated as mucin-17-like. NCBI's taxonomy places the organism in Eukaryota, Metazoa, Arthropoda, Thecostraca, Balanomorpha, Balanidae. Gene Ontology annotation, molecular function: calcium ion binding. The coding region runs from base 111 to 17573 and encodes 5820 amino acids. The record is from RefSeq and is a predicted model, not a curated record. The transcript is spliced from 19 exons.
GUGGUGACGCCGACAGAGGCCGGUCGCGUGCUGUUGACGUCCUGUGGCAUGGCGCACCUGCUCUGAGCGUCCCCGCCAGCCGACCGUCAGCGAUCACCCAGAGAGCCAGCAUGGCCGCGCGCAGGUCCAUGAGGCCAUCAUGGACCGGCGGCGCUGCCCUCGGCGCGCUGCUCGCCGCAGCCCUCAUCGGAGGAGCCUUUUGCCACAGAGCAGAGAGAGCGGCAGAUAUUGAAGUGGAAGUGAAUGGUGCCCUUACGACGUCCAAAUACCUGACCACAACCCGUCCUCUGCCGACCGGCGUGCUCCUGUCCUCGGCUCCCACGUUCGUAUCCGAUGGCACCACCUCCGAGUACACGACACUCGUCGUCGGCACCGUGGCCAACGGCUACUACUCACGCAUCGUCAGCACCGCCGAGCGCGUCUUCUACGCCAUCGCGCGCACCGGAGAGCGGCCGCAGCCGACCGGGGUGGUCUCCGAGGCGGUCAACACCGAGGUGCACGGCGACGCCACGACCGUGCACCGGACGCGCUUCAUCCGCACCUCGCUCGGCUCCCACUACGGCCAAGUGAUCGAGCGGACCAGCUCCGUGCUGCCGCAGCUGGAGAGCAGCACUCAGGAGCCCGGGCUGCCCACCCUCACCAUCGGCAUGCCGAUCAGCUACCCCAGCAAGGCGCCGCUGGUCACUGAGCUGCCCGAGGAGGUGAACGAGGUGCCCACGGCGCGGCGCGUCGUCCAGGGCGAGGAGGUGAUCAUUGUCGACGAGGAAGUGCGACCCUCACCCCCGCAGAGGCGCUUACCUACGUACACCGCCGACGAGGAGGGCUCUCUGCGCCUGGACGAGCCAGUGGUAGUCGUACCCAACCGCGCCUCUUUCCAGAAGACACAGGCGCUUCUCAACGAGAAGGUCAACAAGAUGGUCAAGGAUCUGAAUCUAAAGGAGGGUAGCAACCGCGAGUCUCGUGACUUCAGUGACCUGGAGACAAUCGAGAUCCUGGACCUUGAUCUGGCUCUGAGUGGCAGCGAGCUGACCACCGUCACGUACGUCGGCUUCUCCGACUUCAUCACCACUAUCGGCAGCACUGUGGUGGUCUUCAUGCCUCAGUCCGCCGGCGCCGAGCAGAUCCGCUCCAAGAUCAGCAGGACUGCUCAGUUCGUGGGUCCCACGCGUGCCGGCAAGAGCGUGGUGUUGAGCCGUGCCCCUGUGUUCGUCCCGGACCAAGGAAAUGUCAUCACAACCACCCGCACCUUCGCAUCAAACGACGCUACUUCCACGGUGACCCCCGACUCGGAGGCCACGAACGAAAUUGCUGAGGAAGCUGCGCCAGUGAAGGACGAUGGUGUGCUGUCCACUGCCAGCACCCGCGUGUACAACACCGUGGACCUGUAUCCGACCGGUCUGGUGACCUCUAUCGGCGGCACUGUGGCUCGUGAGAAGGUCACCACUGUCUUUACUACACUGGUGUACGGUACCUUCAUCAAGGGACGUUACGCCAAAGUGGUGAAGAGCACGUCUAGCAUCUAUUUCCUGGUGUCGAAGACGGCCAACGUUGAGCCUACCGCGGUCGUGCAGUCCGCGUCCACCAUCGCCGUCGACAGGGGCAACCUAGGCAGGGCCGUCGGCAGCAGAGCUGGAGCACAGGUCAUUGUUGGCAGUGCAGAAGAGGCUAAGGCUGCUCUGAAACAGUCUCAACAACUGGAAGGAAGUCUGGCUCCGUCAUCCGCCCCGCCUCUCUUCUCCUCACAAGCAGAUGGUGAAGAGGAAAAGUCGGUGCUGAAAACGUAUUACACGACGUUCACUUACUACACCACGCUUUCCAGUGGUGACCAGACUGAGGUGAAGACCAGUCUGAGCACUGUGACCAGUGUUGCUACGGAAGAAUUACCCCGUCCGGCGCUAACUUACUUCACAACGUUCACAUACUUCACUACAUCGAGUGUUGACGGCAAGGAGAUCGUUUCCACGCGAUAUGAAACCAAGUCACAGAUCGCAGAGCCAACAAAGGCGCCAACUUCCACAGCGGUAGCGCCAGCCAAACUUGUUACGAAGACAUUUUUCACAACUUACACGUACUUUACCACCUCACACUCUGGUGAGAGUAGCGUCGUCCAGAGCCGCCUGGUGGUCAGCAGCAACGUGGUGACAUCGACUGUGCCCAUCUCUGCCACUGCCACCUCCAACAGCCCCGUCAAGUCUGUGGAUCCCACGUCUGCGACUCCAGCCAUUCAAUACAGCACUGGCCUCCUCUCGUCGCUCGUUUCAUCAGAGGUCAACGACGGUGUCACCACCAUUUCCUCGACGGGGUACUUCGGCACCUCAGUGCAUGGACUGUAUGCCCAGAUAAUCAAGAGUACUACCAUGACUAUUGACCCAGCAUUGACACCCAGUUCUGUGGCGCCUGUUGCAGCCACUCCUGUCUCCGAGACGGCUGCUAUAAGCACUUUGUCGUCUCAGAAUCCCUCUGUUAGUGCAACUCCCACAUUGGACAAUCCAGCCUCCGAAACUGAUCCGAGCUCUGCUAUUUCCACGUCUCCUAAGAAGCUCCUAUCAUCCAUCAGUGCUCAGAUUUCCUCGAGCGCUGCAUCUUCUUCCAGCCGCAUUCAGUCAACCAACCGCAGCUUCCUUCCUUUCCGGACGUCCACGAAGCGUAAAUCCAGCGGCCUGCUUGCCCUUCUAGCAGCCAAAAGGGCAGGAUUGGGAGCACCUGAGCCGACUUCAGAGCCCACUAAACCUGAGCCUACAAGCACCGCAAACAUCAACUCACCUUCACCCGUUGAGGACGCGGAGGCGACUGAAGCUCCACCUUCUCCAGUUUUGGAAGAAGAGCCUGCACCGACCUCCACCGAGCGACGUUUCCCAUUAAGGACGCGCCGACCGUUCCCAGGACUUAGAAGACCGGGCGGUCGUCCUGGUCUACGCGGUUUGUUUAAUCGAAACCAGCCUGAGGAGGAGGAGGAAGUGACUGAGCCGACUCAGGACGAAACCACCACGGUUGCCUCUGAAGUAGAAGAAGAGCCCGUUGAUCCUACGGAAGAAGUCGUAAUCGAGGAAGUAAUUGAAACGACCACCGAAGCAGUGACUACUAGGCCCCCUCGUGUCCUCGCUUUCGGCAGAAAUCGAUCAGUUGGCGGAACCCGUAACGCAUUGCCUCUGCGCCGUCGCCCAAAGCCUGGCGGAAGGGGUGGUCUGAUAAGUCGCUUCUCUUCGGUGAUUGCUGGAGGAGAAGAGACCACCACGACAACUACUACGACCACUACCACUGAAGCUCCUACAGAGCCCCCGACUGAGCCUCCUACUGAACGUCCCACAAAGCCUGAAGAGCAGGAGGAACUGACUGAAAUCACUCCAAGACGAGUUCGCGGCCGCGGUCGUGGACGUUUGGCCGUGAGGGGGCAGCCUCAAACCAUUAGGCGCACUGUGAGAAGAAGAAGGCCUAUACGUGGCAGACGGAGACGACCGGUGGAAGAAAAUGAUCUGCAAGGCGCGGGAUCUGAAGUAUACGAACAAUACGUCGCCGCCGAGCCGCUUCCGGAGCACAACAAUUUUUUUGAACAGAACCAUUUUUUAGAUGAUGCUGGUUCCGAAGUAGCUGUGGUCGUCUCUGACGUCGACCCCCUUCAGGCUGCCGCCGAAGGCGCGAUUCUGUCGCGCACCAAGCGUCAGUCCAGCUUCGGAGCCAGGAGCAGGUCCCGCGCCUCUCGCGGGGAUUCUCUUUCAAAGCAAGAAACACUUAUCGAGGCAGCUGAUCACUCUGUCUCGUCCACUGGUACUCGUGCCCGGCGCCAGAAUCGCGGUCGCACUAGAGCCAGAAACAGUCGUCAGUCAGAGGCAAACAGAGGGCGCAACGUCGACCCUACGCCAUCUGAGGACACCAAGGAGAAGUUCACCCUGACAUCCGGUCGGUCGCGCGGCUCGUCACGCUCACGCUCUCGAACAGGCUCCUCUCGAACCUCGUCUAGCAGCACGCGCAGGGCCAUUCCGGGUUCUAGAAGAAAUCGUCCUUCGUCUAGUUCAGGAAGCGGUUCUGGUCUCGCAGUAAGUCUCCGCCAGCGUCUCCAGCAGGCUCAGGUGGCAGCUGCGGGCAUCAGUGAACCACCUCGCGCCACGACCCCAGAGCCAGCACCAUCACGUGGCACAUCCAGCCGUGGCUCAUCCUCACGCCGGCCCUCACCACGUGGACCGUCCGGCAGCCGCAUUCGGCAGCGUCAGCCUCUGUUCGGACAGGAUCGCACUCGCGAUCCUCCAGAUCCUGAGCCCGAGAUCAUCCCAACGCCCGUGCUGGACGAAGGUCAGAUCAUCGUAGUCUCCGCUGAGCAGGUGGCCGUCUCCAUCCCAGUUAUAGCUGAUGGCCGGACGUCGUUCCGCGAUGUGUUUACGGCAAACACCGUCACCAACACCCUGGAGCCGGGCCAGUACACGGAAACUGAGGUAAAUGGUGAAAUGCGCACGCACGUAGGAACAAAAACGGCUGUUGGAAGCGGCGGUCAGACCGAGCUGUCCACCCUUUAUCUAAGUCCCACUGAAAUCAAGACAUCACUCCGUAUUCCCACCAAGAUUCGUGGUCGCAUCUCCAACGUGCGUUCGACCUACACACAGCCGGGCUUUACCGUCGUGCCCGAAGUGAACACAGUGAGCGCCGCUCAGAUUCAGCCAUCCCCGGCCUUAGCUAACAACAACAACCCACUGACUGCCCUUCUGCAGCAGCUACUGGCCAGUCAGGGUCAGCCGGCUCCUGUGCUGUCUGGCUCAUUUAACGCCCCGGUGGCUGCGCCUCCACAGCAGGCCUUCCGCACGGUCAGCUACACCACGUCAUACGUAACCACUGUGACUGAGUCGGACUUCACCACGGUACCGAUCUUCUUCCAAGGCAGAAAGACCCACACAGUGAUCAUCAACUCCGACGUACAGGUGAUCACUGCCACGGAGGUGAUAACCUCCACCGAGAGGAUCCCGGGACAGACUGCCGCCCCGGCUGCCGCGUUUGGUGGUCUCGGCGUCGGCCUGGGCGCUCUCGGUGGUCUGACGCCACAACAGCUGCUGCUACAGCAACUGUUGAAUCAGCCUCCCAGGCUGCAGCUGCCCGCCAUCCAGCCGACUGCCGCACGAAGUUUGUUACCUCAGAGUCAGCCACCGCCACAGCUGGAAGAGCUGCUGCGCCAGGCGACGGAAGUGGACCAGCAGCAGCCCGCAGCCCAACAGCAGCCGGCCUCCACGUCUGUCGUCACCAUCUUUGUCAGUGGCUCCAAGCCUGGUGAAUUCUUCACGCGGUUGUCGACAGUGACGCUGGACGGACCUGAGGUGACUCGCAUCAAGCGGGGUCAGCUGCCGACCGCAGCAGUACGUCCCACAGAGAUACCGGCCUUCAUAGAGACCGACCAAGGCCUUUUCAAGGUACCAAAGAAUGCACAAGUUUUCGGCGACCUUGAUUUCUACGUUAUGUCAGCGAUGAAUGAGAUUGAACCAGACAUGAUUAAACUUGGCGCCACUCAGACCUUGGAAAGCGUUAAGGGGAGCAAGGCAACUCGGUAUCGAGAAAAAAUAAUUGACGUGGCGCCAUCGCUCACGGAUCGUCCCUCUUCUAAGACGAAUUCUUUUUUAUGGGAGGGCCCCGCUGAGUCUGCCCCACUCAGACGGGAGAAGCGCCAAGCCACCAGGGGUCGCGAUGGAUCUAACGGCAAUGACCCGGAAUUCGCUCCAUUGAACAAUGCUCAAGUCCGACGCAUCAAAGCACCGGAGUUUACAACCUAUACUUAUGAUAACACGGUGACCGAUGAGUUUGGCAGUAUUAUUGUGAAGAGUACGCAGCAUGUGCUUCCGAAACUCAGAACAUAUAGCAAUAUCGAGUUUGUGGAGCUCACAAAACUCGGUGCCAAACCUACUUUAUCAGAAAACCUAUUGUUUGGCAUUCUACAAACUGAGGUUGAUUCAAUUACCAAGACGCUUACGGCACGUGCAUCUGCUCGAAAAUCGCUCAGAGGCGGUCAGUAUCGGUCUAGUGGACUUCAGACUGCCAGAAGAACAAGCGCCUCAAGUCGUCAAGGCAAUCGCGGAAGAACAAACAGCGUUGCCGGCUCAAAUGCUGCUGUAAGAAACGAAGGAAGCGUUAACGUUAGUAGAAAGAGGAAUCCGCUGACUGAAAAGGAUGAGAAAGCAGAUGCUACAACAUUACGCUCAUCCUUUCAAGAGGAGAUAACAACAGCUAUAGAAGGACCCUUCUUAACAACUCCUCUUCCACCAAAAGAACAGUUGCUCCCCAAAAAUGAUGAUAGCGAUGAGGUAAAUAACAAGAUUACUUUAGAGAAGAAUGGACCAGAAGAUUUCCCAGGCCCUUCGUUUUCAAGGGGAAGUAGACGUCGUGCUCCGAUUGAAAGUAAGACAAAACAAGUGUCUCUCCCCAGUGAUGUUACCAUAUCAACCUCUUCCAAACCGCUGACAUCAGGUGCUGACGCAGAAAACGUGAUUCAAGAUGAUAUCCAGCCAACAACUCGUGGUCGUCGCGUUCGGGUACGCACACGUGAGAGAAAACCACAAACAAGUGGAGGUGCAUUACCUUCAAAUCAGAGUAGGUCAAGGAAUUCUGAAAGUGGUAGCGAGAAAACACCAUCUCAAAACUCUCGUGCAGAAUCCAGCAAUGAAUCAGAAAACAUCACUAGCAGGAGAACGGCGACCGUUUUGAGUCGUGAAACCAUAAGAAAUACAGUAGUUCCUGUGCAAGGGUCAACAAAGCGAGGAAGAGGGCGAUUUCGAGCAAACAGCUUCACGACAAAGCAGCCAGUAGUCAGACCUACACCUGAUACCCCUAGGGAGAUCGAACUUUCGACACCGGCAAACUUGAAGCAAGGUGUUUUGACAGAUGGUGGGAUCAAAGCAUUAGAUUUGUCCGAGAUUUCCAAAGAAGAAAAUAGACCAAGAACUGUUUCACCUGAAUCCACCGUACAAACGACAUCAAGCAACAAUAUCCCGAGUAUUUCGUCGUCUACAACUGCCUCUCUGCCUGAAUCAGAUACAACUUCCCCAGAGCUUUCGUUGAUAGACGACAUCGACACGGUAGAAGACAACGAAAUAAUUCCAACGGAGGCAACAACACCUCUUCCUGUGGAAACUAAGCCUACUAGGGGACGUCGGGUGCGAGUGAGAACUCGCCUGGUCGGAGGAUCCAAAACAAGAAAACAAACUGGCUCACUGAAACCCGAUAGUGUUGCAGUUGACCCGAUUGAAGAAACAACUGAACCAAAGCAAAGUGAAAAAGAGCCGGAACAAGAAGACGACGCGGACAAAAAACAAAGCAGUGAAGGGAGGGUCAGUGGUGUUUCAUCAGCGCCAUCAACAUCCCGCCGUCCGAGUUCUAGGAGACGAGUAGUUUCCCGAGCACGUCAACGUGUCAGAACCAAAAUCAUCAAAACGUCAAAAGAUUCCCCUUCAUCUGCGACCACCGAGGCAACAACAGAGGUGACAGCCGCGGACACCAUUCUUGACGUACCCCAGUCAACUUCCUCAGCUGAUCAACGCAGGAUCCGUGUCCGUCUUCGCCGCCCUACGACAGAGUCGUCAUCUCCAGCUUCAUCGAUAUCGCUAGACUCCGCUACCAGUCUGAAUGAAGGGCAUAGCUCAACAACAGUUUCAGACAUCAAUGAGAUAGAAGAAAUUGAACAUACAACAAGUUCUAUUUCUGCCAGCCGAACAACCUCGACUGUCUCUCAGAGAACGGUACAACGGGGAACCAAUCGGAGCCAAUCUGAGAGUCGCACUCAGUCUAGCCUGGCAAAUCCUGCAACAUCCCGUCGGAACUUAAGACGACGGCCUACCCCAGCCAGUGCUGCAGCAACGACUAAGCGCCCUGGUGUAAGAACAGGAAUAAAGAGAACUUCGGUGAUCAGGAGGCGACCAGUGCAACCAAAAGAGAAAGAUGAAGUUGAGCUUAGUAAUGUAACUGAAAAUGCAUCCAGCGUUCCCCUUACACCUCAAAGAGCAGCAUCUUCUCGUCGUGGAGGCACCAGAAGAGUUACACGAGUGAGAACCGUGGUGACGCCAACCAAACAAGUGACUACAGAACGCAUUACUGAUUCUGCAGGCGACUCUAACUUAGAGUCGCUUGAAGAAUUCGAAGUUGAUUCGCCAGCUGAACCAUCCCCAGCCAAAGAAAUUAACAGCCUUACGGCACGGAAAGUUCCCGACAGCAGAGAUUCAGAAGACAGAGCAACUAACACUGCGAACAGACUCGGUGCUGGGAGUUCCUCUACUGGAGAUACAACAGACGCAACUACAAAUCUUGUGAGAAAAGUAAAAAAGAUCAAAAAGAUAGUGGUAGGUCAAGGAACUGAGUCUCAAGAGGAGAUAAACGAGAAACCUGAAAAUGCAAACAGGGCGUCACUGUUUUCGGCUCCGUCAUCGCCAAGAAAAAUUAAAAGCGAGGAAGACCAAGGCUCCAAUGAGGCUGCUGAUAGAAAUGUAAAGCAAAGCUUCAGCAGGCGACGCAAGGUGAAACGAGUAAAAUCUGUUUUCGUUCCAGACGAAGAAACUAAAGCUGCUGACCAGUUGCACAGUGUGAAACCGACAUUAAGACGGCAACGAGUGCGUGUCACCCGCACUCGCACAGUGGCUCGGGUUGCAACUUCCAUAACCAGUGCUGCGGUGCCUAAGAACGAUAGAGAUUCCAGUGGUGCGACUGACAUCCGAGCUCAGACCCCUCGGAGGCAGAGAAUACAGGUCACCAGACCUAGAGGUGGGCUUCGCCCCUCCGUGACACCGACCAACGCUCCGGAAGUUGUGUCUAGCCCGACUGAAGCCACAACGCAGCUGGGAAGCGGCAGAUUCCGGGAAAGGCCAACCGUGUCCACCACAAGAAGCCGAUCGAGAGGCAGAGUAACCUCGCGGCCAAUAAGUCAGGAGGAUGGUGCCGAUUCUGAUAUUGCCACAGAAAUUUCUACCAACUCGCUGUUCGAUAAGGACACCUUGUCAGAAAACGAUACACUGGAUAACGAGGUUUCUACUCCUUCCAAGGACGAGGCAGCUUCUGUGUCGACUUCUGAUGCACCAAAAGUACAAAGAAAGCGAGUUAGGAAAUUGAAAAGAAAGAAAAUAAUUGAACCAGCUCAGUCAUCAGACUUUACUACAGAAUCUCCUCUUGAAGAGAAUCCAACAGAUAGCGCAGUGCGUCGUGGAAGCCGUCGACGCGUUGUGAAGGUUCGUCGACGAUUCCCUACAUCAGUAGCCGCCAGUACUUCUCCAGACGAUGCAACAGCUGAAGACGAAACCACCAGAACGCCAGCAUCUGCUGACGAACUUACAGAUACCACUUUGGAAGCCACCACUACAGAUACCACCUCGUCAGAGUCAGUUUCUGAAGCAGAGGCCUCGACUGAAAUCACAGACACGGUCCGAACUACGGAAAGGCAGAGCCGAGACCCAAAUCUGUUCAGUCGCUUCAAUCGUCGACGAAGGCCUUCUACUGGUGCUUCACAGAACACUGUCGGUGCACGAUUAGACCUGCCAUCUGGCCGUGAUAGUCGCAGAAACAGACUAAGACGUCCUGCAUCUUCGGUGACCGCUACUGAAGAACCUGAUGUUAUUCUGUCGACUGAAGAGCAGGUUGAAGCCGCUACCGAGGUAGUUGAUAUCCAAGAGGAAUCAACGACGACCAUUGCCACGACUACCACCUCCACCACCACCACUGAAGGAAGUGAAGGCCUAGCUGAUCUUCGCUCAAGGGUAAGACUGCCCUUCCGUUCUUCUCGUCGCCGACAGAGACCAACAGCAUCUGAAGAGACGACAGCGGACAAUGACAACUCCGCAGAAGCGGCAGAUGAAGUGGAUGACGAAGUGGACAUUACCACCACUACCACUGAACGCUCUAGAAGCCUGUCUGGGUUCCGCUCCAGGAAUCGUCUUCCAAUACGUCCGAACCGACCCUCCCGUCCGUCUCGUCCUCAACGACCGAGAUUACCAGCACUAACGGAGGAGAGCGAAGAAGGUUCUGUGACUACCGACAGUCAAGUCGUCAUUGAUGAGCCAGCUGAUGUCACUACGGAAAGGACAAGAGGACGUUUCCGACUGGGCAAUCGUCGUCCGUCACGGCCAACCCGUCCGUCACUUCCGCUGCGACCAACACCAUCUCCACGCCGCAGACCUCUUCUCCGACUCUCGGACGAGGAUAGCGGUGAAGAGAUUGACAGCAACAGCAAUGUCGAUUCUACCACUGGGGAGCCUGAUUCAAGACCAGACCGCGUACGGCUCCCUUUCAGGCAAUCUACUGAGCGGCGGCGUCCGACCCGACCAGCAUUGUUUGGACGACCUCGACGACCUUCUGUUUUCCAGAGGCUGGCUGGUGCAGUUCCAUCUGAGGACAGCGCAGCUCGCAUUCCCGAACGCACAGUGCCACGAACCUUAGAUCAGAGAAGGAACGAAAACGAGCUUUUCGCUCAACGCCGACCCAGUUUGCCGAGCCAACAGGAAGCAGAGGAGGAGGAGGAGCAUCAGUUCCGCCCCGCAACCACCUCGCGGCCACCUCUGCGGCAGAACAUAGCCCCUGAAACUCGGCGACCACUCGCUACCGCAGCGCCGUCCUUACCAGACGAUGAGAGCAUAGACGAAGUAGAGACUGAAGACUUCUAUGAAGAAGACAUUCAGGAUGACCAGAUAGAAAAUGGUGUAUCGGACCCAGAGUCAGGCAGUGAAGAAGACAUCGUUAGUGAAGAUCUUCCCAGCAAUGUGGUGUACCGCAAGUUCAGCACUGUCAGGCUGGUGGAGAUCCUCGGCGGUCGUCAGACCUUGACACUGCCUGUGGUGACCUCCACGCUGACUACUCUGGCGCCCUCAGACCUCCACCUUCUCACCGACUCGCCAGGCUUGUUUGACGGAACCCUCAGCGUGGCGACACCGGCGGCAGUGCCGGCGGUGCGGGCCACUCGAACAGAACAGGACCGAACGGGUGCCACCCGCGCGCUGUUUGGUUCUCUGCCGGCGGCUCCCAGUCGAGAGUUCAAACCGUCUGCCACGGUCACGGCCGCUUCCGACGGACCCGUGUCGUCUGUAAGAGGUCUGGCAGGGAGGUUCUCCGUGGAUGAGGAACAGCCGACUAGUGUGUCCGCUGUGAGCCGACCUCGGCCGACGGCCGCUGAGGGGACUCGACCGAGCUCACCAAGGCGACCGCCAUUCCGCGUGGCAAGUCCAUCAGGUGCGGACUCAGUGGAAGACGGUGCGACAGUCUCUUCGACGACUCCGGUCACAGCUGAGUCCAGCUCUCCGGUACGACCAGCAGUAGCUACCACGCAAUCAACCACGCCUGACAUUCAGUCUUCACUGAGUGAGAGUGAUGUACCCGAUGCAGGUGCCAUCUCGGACGGCCGCACCAUCCUGGCCUCCUCCUCCUCCUCGGCCCGCGCCACCCCCAGUCUGACCGUCCCCGGUCGGAGUCGGUUCUCCGGCGUCCCUCUCUUCCCCCGCCCCCGUCAGACGACAUACAGAGCGGUCACCAGCUCCGGCACCGUUCUCAUCUUCGGAGAGCUUGUAACCGGCCCAGCCAUCAACCAGCGGCAAUCGGAGUCUUCUUCUCGUCGAUCACCGUUCGGACGGACGGUGGCGGCCGAGGAUGUCAGCCAGGUGCUGGCCACAUCCGCACUCGUCACCGGCAUAGCCACCAAGGUCAUGAACAACGGGGUGCCCGUCCUGGUAGCAGGGGGCGGCGUGCCGCCGGAGCAGGUGGUCAGUAACGGCCAGGUGGUGUUCAACUCGGGCACGCUGACCCUGCCGCCGGUGUCGCUCAGUGACGUGGUGUCGCUGAUGCCCAGCUCUGAGACCGACCCCGAGCUGGGCACCCGCGGCACGUCCGGCUUCGACCAGCGCUUCUACCGGACGCAGACGUACUACACGACCUUCACCUACCUGGUGCGCCGCGGCGGCCAGGCCGGGGUCACCACCUCGCGAGAGACCGUCUCCAACGUGGUCACUGUGCCGGCCACAGCCGCCGCCCGACCGCAGUCCACGCGCUUCGAGACGGCUACAUACUUCACCACGUUCACCUACUUCACCACCACAACGCGGGGAGCGCAGGAGCAGGUCACCUCCUCGCAGGAGGUGGUGACGCGCGUGGUGGUGACGGAGGCGCCGGCCACCGCCCCGCAGCAGGUCACCAAGACCUACCUGUCAACGGUGACUCUGUUCGACACGGCGUUCAUAUCGGGCACCCAGGUGCUCCGCAGUCGCAGCACCAGCGUCAUCACGCAGCUGGACGUGGGGCCGCCGGCUGAAGAGGCGGCUGUGCGCCCGUCCACGGUCCGGCCGCCGAUCCAGGCCACGGCCGCGCCGUCCCCACUGGCUCCUGUCCGGCCGCCGCCCGCCGUCGACCCGAGUCUGCCGCCAGUCGGCGAACAGGACGAGAUCCACGUGGUGGCCACCAAGACCUACUACACGACCAGCACGUUCUACACCACCCUGCUGGAGGGCAGCGCCACCGUGGUGCGCACCAGGACUGAGGUCACGUCCCGCGUCCAGACGGAGAAGGUGACCACCCGCCUGGCGGCCUCCCAUCUCAGUUCCCUGCGGGGAUCGCUCACGAGGACUGUCUCGCCGGCGGUCGCGCUCACCCGCACCCCGACCCUCGGCCAGGCUGCUGCGCUGUCCACUGAGAACAGGCCGAGCCAGGCGCAGGCCACGGAAACGAAACCAACCUCGACGCUACUGUCGGGGGACUUGGAGACCGCCGGGCCAGCGGCAGGACAGGGACAGAGUGGGUUCCAGAUUCCGGAGCCAGCGUCCGUGGUUGAGAGUUCGGUCCUGACUCCAGUCGAGAACGUCGACCAAACCCAGGAGCAGAGUUCUACGGACCCAGUGACCGCAAACGCUGAGCUGACAUCUACAACAUCUUCGGAUGACGCCGGGUCAGCCAACAAGCCGACGACCGCCGCGACUGCAUCUCCAGCCGCUCAGGAAACCAUCGUAUUUGUCGAGACCGCUUCGCCUGCCGCCGGAGGCAGCGGCAGCUCGCCUUCGAGCUCCAGCACGGCAGCUCUGACUGUCAGCACCACGCCAGCGCCCGGCAGCCCCAGCACCACCAGCAAGCCACCGGCAGAGGCGCUCGGUAAUCUGGCCGGCAGUCUGCUGAGCCUGAGCGGCCUGGGCGCGGCCGGACUGAGCGGCAUCAACAUCGGCUCCAUGGUGGACACGGCCGCCGGCCUGUUCCGCAACGUGCUGCCGCUGGCGGUGCGGCGCGACGGCUCGGCCGGUGUGCCGCCGGAGCCCGUGCGGCCGCCGCCCGCCGUCCAGGUGCAGCAGAGGAACCCGGCCUUCAUCCCGGUCGGCGGGCUGGCCAACAGUCUGCGCCGUGAGCAGCAGCUGGCCACCGCCGAACCUGCAGGGCUGGGCGGGCCCAGCGGACCGGUACUGGCUGUGCGCGGCCCAGACGGGCAGGUGAUCCCCAUCAGGGGAGUGCCCAGCACCGGCCGCCGCCCACCGCAGCGCUCCGGCGUACCGGCGCGCCGCCAGGACCGGCCGCGCCGUCCAGGCCCGCUUCGCCGGCCUCCGGGACCCAACGGGCGACCGCUGCGGCCGGCCAACCGCCGCAAGCAGCCGCCACCGCCAAACGGGUUCAUUGCCGUGUUCCCCAACGGCCAGGAGCCGUCGCGCGGCCAGCCGGAGGAGAACUUCCUGCAGCUGGAGCGGAUCGAGGACCGGCCCGGCCAGCCGUUCCAGUUCCAGCUGCCGCACCAGCUCGGCCCGGCCGCCGGCUCCACCCGCGUCCACGUGUCCAUCACCACCGGCGCAGAGACGCAGUUCGUCCGACCGACAGCUGUCGACGGCCGGCCGCCGUUCUCGGCGCCCCAGCCGCAGCCGGUGGUCGUCGUCGGUGCGACGCUGGCUUCGGAGUUUGACGCCAACCGGAGGGUCGAUCAGUCGUCUCCAGACUCGGGCAGUCAGCCGACCUAUGUCGAGGCGGAGCUCGGUGGAAACACAGGAGGCUUCAGCAACGAGCUGACCGGCCAGGGUUUCACCGGGCAGCAGGAGUUCCUCGGAGGCGGUUUCGCCGACCAGCAGGGCCUUGAUGACCAGGAGUACGCGGCCAGCGUACAGGGUCCGUUCGGCACCGGCCAGCUGACGUUCUUCGACAGCUCGGACGGCGGGUUCCAACCGGACUCGGAGCGACGCAGGCCACUGGUCCGACCACCGGUACCGGUGCCGAACCAAGUCCUCUGGCCGCCCAGGAGCACCUCCACGCUGCACACCACCGCCUCGCUGGAGGGCGACAACAGGAUCGUUGGCACCAACGUGUUCGCCGACGUGGUGCCCAUCACCACCCGGCCGGCGGUGAUCCAGUUCCAGCCGAACCCCAACAGACCGCGCCGACCGCCGCCAGUCCGCCCGGCCCCGUCCGCCCCGGCAUUGACCCCACAGGUCACCCGAGGACCCGAGUUCACACGGCCGCCGGCCCCGGCAUCCGCUCCGGCUCCAGCCCCUGCUCCGGUUCCGGUCCGGAAUCGGAUUCCUAACCAGGCGACCCUUGAGGUUCCUGUGCCGAUCUCCGGUCAGGUUCCUGUUCCGGUGUCGAUUGUGAUCCCCGCAAGGAAUCCGGUUCAGUCAGGAGGAAUCUUCAACAGGCCUAACACGGAGUCCGUCAUCCGAGUAACAACUGAGGAAGCCAUAACGGAGACGUCGCCAUCAGAGGCACCGGAGAUAGGCGCUCCCCAGGAGCCCCGUCCCGACGUGGGAGGUGACGACCUGGAGCUCUCUGCUUCCACCGAAAGGGGCCAGACCGCCAAGAAGCCUCAGCAGACCUCGGGUUCCAUCUCCGGCGACGAGGAGAACAACAAGAUCAACUUCAUCGUCACAUCGAGCUUCGAGUCGUCGACGGCCACUCCGACUACCACCGGCACUCCGAGCCUGGCGUCCACCCGCCAGCCCAUCCGGCUCGCUGACAGGAUCCGGCAGACCCUGCUGGCCUCUCUGAGCAGCGCAGCUGCCGCCUCCGCCUCGGCCUCCUCAGCGUCCUCCUUCUCUCCCUCCUUCCCGUCUUCCACCGACCUCGGCAGUGACGCGGGAUCGUCCGUCCGCAUCGGUUCCACCACGGCCAUCCUGGGCCCGGACGUGCGCACCCUGCGGCCCGACACUCGGACGACCAGCCGCCACCACAGCUCGGAGACGGUGAUCAGGGGCGAGUCGACCGUGUUCGGCGGCCUGUUCACCCGGCCGGCGCUGCCUUCGGAGAGCGUGCACGACAUCACGGAGAUCGUCAACGGGCCCGGCCACCAGCCGGUGACCAAGUACAUCACCCGGACCGAGCAGUUCACCCGCACCGUCACCGCCACCAAGACCGACAUCCGGUUCGAGGGCAGUGCGGUGGUAACCAGCACCAAGGUGAUCACCAGCACCCUGCCGCCCAUCACCAUCGUCUCCACCGUCAUCGGCACGUCCACGCAGAUUCACACCCUCAACACGGCCACUCCGACUCGGGUGGAGCCUCUGCGGACCGCCAACACCUCCACCCGCCAGCCCCCGACGCCAUCCACCCCGCCACCACCUCCGCCGCCACCCCGCCGGCCUGAGCCGACCACGAACCGGGAGCGAGAGCGGGAGAGAGACAGGGUAUCCGUGGCGGGCGUCCUGCUGGCGGACUCGAUCGACCUCGAUGGCGCCCAGCAGGGCAUCACUGACGACAACGAGGUCAACCGUGUGGUGAUCAGCCCCGGCGCCGGCCAGCACCUGGUCGUCGAACAGGCCGAGGCGGUGGCCACGCGCUGCCAGAGACCCUGCCUCGAGGCCAUCUUCGAGACCUGUCGGCCCAUCGGCGGAGUGUACCAGUGCGCCUGCAGACCUGGCUUCGCUCGCGCUCGGGAGCAAGACCCCUGUGAACCCACGCUGACGUACCGCCUGCAAGUGCUGCUGGACCGUGUGAACGACAUCCCGCUGUCGUUCCGGCCCCAGUUCGCCGACCGCUCUUCGGCCGAGUACGAACAACUGGCGCGCAUCACCGAGCGCGGCCUCCAGGAGGCGCUCAUCGACACCGAGCUGGGAGACCGGCUGCACACGACCAAACUGAUGGGCUUCGUGGAGACCGAGGCGGCCGGCGCGCCCGGCCUGCCACGCACCCGCCCGCCGCCCAGCCUGGACGGCCUGCUGGCAGAGCUGAUGGUUCAGGUGUCUGAGCGGGAGAGCGACUCCCUGGACCGGAGCUCCCUGCGGCACACGCUGGCGGAGGCGCUGCGCAGCACCAACUACUCGAUGGGCGGCCAGCAGCUGGUCGUGUCACAGCACAGCGACGCCAUCACCGCUCUCGACUUUGACGAGUGCCAGGACGGCGACUACAACGACUGUCACGAGCAGGCCUUCUGCUACAACCUGGCCGGCACGUUCACCUGCAGCUGUAGGGACGGCAUGGUCGACCUCAACGUCAACGACGCGCCCGGCAGGGCCUGCUCCACCGAGUCGGCCGGCUGCAAGGAGUGCAGCUACAGCGGCGAGUGUUACGCCCAGGACGGCGGCGGCACCGGCUGCCGCUGCCACCGCUGGUACGCCGGCACUCGGUGCCAGAUCAACCUGCGCGUGCUGCUGAUCGCGCUGGUCACCGUCGGCGCCGUGCUGGCGCUGAUGCUGUGCGCCUGCUGCUUCCUCUGCUGCCGCCGCCGCCGCGGACGGAGCCACGUCGCGCCGCCACUCGUAUUCACGGGUCCGGCUGGCUUCCUGCGACACCGCGGCACCGACCUCGGCAACCCGGUCCUCGACCGGAGGGCGAUGCUGGACAGCAGCAGCGACACCAGCGCCACCAGUCCGCCGCGGAUGCUGGGCGCUCCGCCACCGGUCAAUAAGAGGCCGGCACCAGUGCCUCCCGCCUCUGUGGCGGGCCGCAGCCGCCGGUCAGGCCGCACCAACGCCAGCUUCCAGGAGGAACGCAGCCUGGCGAGCACGGCCAUCCGACCGGCUGUGUUCAUCCCGCGCGCCAAGCACCGUCACCCGCAGCCGCGGCCGGCCAGCGCCGCCUCGUCGGCGGUGCGGGUCGGCCCAGACGGCGGCGCCGACCUGCGAGCCAGCCAGUCACGUCUGAUGAGCGUGCUGGAGCCGGCCGGUCGCGGUCGCAUGCGGCCCCGCGCGGGGACCUUCACGGCGCCCCAGCGCAGCGCGCGCAGCGUCAGCGGGGGCCGCCGACCGCGGCGGGAGGAGGCCGUCAGCCACCAUCCGACCGGGCGCAGUCGCAGCUCAGACAGCCUCAGUCUGAGGGCCGAGUCCAUCGGCGGGGACGCCGACUACAGAGCCCACUCCUUCUUCAGGGAGAGGACAAUGUCGGAGGCACGCUCGUACGACGAGACGACGAUCCGGCCGAGUGUGCGCAGUGUGCGCGGCUACGGCACCCAGCGCAGCCGGCGCAGCUCCCUGGCCGGCAGCUCACAGAUGCUCACAUACGAACAUCAUACAAUGGCCGAACGGGACGCGGCGUCCACAUUCGUGAUGCCGGAGACCCAGCUCUUCCGGCCUCAGGCGGACUCGGACGCGCUCUCCGAGUUCAGUGUGGUCGACGACUUCCCUCAGAUCCACGGACGGCGCAGCUCUCGCGCGGCGUCGGCCGCCGGCAGCCGACGGGGCCCGCGGUGAGGCCGCCGAGACCCGCCGACCUCGUAGUGACCCGCCGCGCCGGCGCGGCGCGGACGCCGAGUGAACUAUUUAUUGGUGCGCGCCGCGCGGCGGCCGACGGGCGGUCGGCCGGGCCGCGGUGGGUGCGGCCCCGGCCACCCGCCGUCGUCCGAUCACAUCACACACAGGGAGGGAGACGCCGCUCCCAGUCGCUUUAAGUUGUUAUUCGUUAUUCCUUGUGCUGCCGGGUGCCGUCUUCGGGUGCCGUCGGUACCCAGCCACUCGUAUGUGUGAGAGGUACUUGCUCAAGAGUUCUGCCCUCUUCUCCGUAGUGAAUCGAGCCGUGGAGAGUAGAUGCAGAGUUGCGCGUAGUGAGUGAUAUUGGUCGUUUUGUACAUACCUCCACAGUCAGAGGGCCUGUGUUGUUUUGUUCGUGAGCAGACGGUGCUAUCCAGGGUGUGUGCUCGGAAAAGUGAAGAUAUUGUGAUUGUGCCAAACUAAGUUUGUGCUCUACCUAUGCUAGAACAGGACGCGAAACAGACACCUGACUUGUGUACAUAGAACUCGACAGCCGCUGACACGAGAUGGGCCGUAUGAACGCCCCUCACAGGGAAUUUCCAGUAGGUGGUGGGAUCAAAUCGAAAAUGUGAUGCGCCAGAAAUAAUAUUUUUAUGUGCAUGAGAGAUCAUUCGUGAAAUAUAUGUUUAUAAUAUAA